CUCUUUGCGUUUCAUUUCCAGCAGCUAUAUAAACUAAUGUCACUUGCCUCAACUUCCAUCAACAGUAUUACAUCUGAGAUCUACAAAAAUGAAGUCUUCUUGCGGUACAAGGUUCACGUUCUUGGCUCUCUAUCUCUUUGCGGUACAAUGUGUCUAUGCGGGUAGCUUCCACAAAGAUGUGAAUAUACAUUGGGGUGAUGGACGUGGAAAGAUACACGACAAUGAAGGCAAACUUCUUUCUCUUUCGCUUGACAAAUCCUCUGGAUCCGGUUUUCAAUCCAACCAAGAGUUUCUAUAUGGCAAAGCUGAGGUUCAGAUGAAGCUUGUCCCUGGUAACUCCGCUGGAACAGUCACAACUUUCUAUCUUAAGUCCCAUGGAACUACGUGGGAUGAGGUUGACUUCGAGUUCUUGGGAAACAUUACUGGUCAUCCGUAUACUCUCCAUACUAAUGUUUACACUAAAGGCUUAGGAGACAAAGAACAACAGUUUCAUUUAUGGUUUGACCCAACCGCUGGCUUUCACACUUACUGCAUCACAUGGAACCCUCAAAGUAUCAUUUUUACAGUUGAUGGCAUUCCCAUUAGAGAGUUCAAGAACUCCGAGUCUAUUGGUAUACAUUUCCCAAAGAGCCAACCAAUGAGAGUCUACGCGAGUCUUUGGGAAGCCGAGCAUUGGGCUACAAGGGGAGGAUUAGAGAAAACAGAUUGGUCAAAAGCUCCCUUCACUGCUUACUACAGAAACUACAACGUCGAAGGAUGUGUUUGGGCUAAUGGUAAAUCAUCUUGCCCCAAGAAAUCCCACUGGUUUACUAAGAAACUGGGUAAGGGGGGUAUGAAUAAAGUGAAAUGGGCGCAAAGAAAGUACAUGGUGUAUAACUAUUGCACCGAUAAGAAAAGGUUUCCUCAAGGUGUUCCUGCUGUGUGCACUUAAAGUACUACUAUUGAUUCUUGAAUAAGU
Messenger RNA from Brassica oleracea var. oleracea, 958 nucleotides. RefSeq names its product probable xyloglucan endotransglucosylase/hydrolase protein 19. The transcript has 3 exons. The coding region runs from base 89 to 931 and encodes 280 amino acids. Gene Ontology annotation, cellular component: cell wall; apoplast. Gene Ontology annotation, biological process: cell wall biogenesis; xyloglucan metabolic process. NCBI's taxonomy places the organism in Eukaryota, Viridiplantae, Streptophyta, Magnoliopsida, Brassicales, Brassicaceae. Gene Ontology annotation, molecular function: xyloglucan:xyloglucosyl transferase activity; hydrolase activity, hydrolyzing O-glycosyl compounds. The record is from RefSeq and is a predicted model, not a curated record.